AUGAUUAUCAUUUAAAUUAAAGGAUAGAUUUAUCAAAAUAAUAUAAAAAAGGAGAAGAGAUAUAAUAUAAAAUAAAAAUAUCUUUAGUAGGAUAGUAUUCUGAAUAUGAAUUAAUUAUUUAUGCUGAUGAUGAUGAUAUAAUUGAGAGUAAAUUUACUAUGUAAACGCAAAUUUAAUUUCCUUUCAAUAAAGAUAUAUGUAAUGAGAAUGUUUAUUAACGCAAUCGAAUAUGCAUUGAUUAAUUGUAUCAAUAUGAUUAUUAAUAUUACUUAUUAUAUCAGCUUACAAUAAAAUGCUUAUCUGAUGUUUGUAGGACUAGAUAGUAUUUUAUUGUUCAAAAAAAAAGAUAGUAAAACGAAGAAAAAUUACAACCAUAUUAAAUGA
This is a messenger RNA of Tetrahymena thermophila SB210, 384 nucleotides long. Its product is annotated as transmembrane protein, putative. The record is from RefSeq and is a predicted model, not a curated record. The transcript is spliced from 2 exons. NCBI's taxonomy places the organism in Eukaryota, Ciliophora, Oligohymenophorea, Hymenostomatida, Tetrahymenidae.